Molecule: messenger RNA, 1763 nt
Organism: Lecanosticta acicola
Lineage: Eukaryota; Fungi; Ascomycota; Dothideomycetes; Mycosphaerellales; Mycosphaerellaceae
Source: the annotation of a GenBank genome assembly
AUGGCCACAGAAAGACAGAAGACUGAGCAAGCCCCGAAGCGUCCUGAAGAGGGAACGAAGCCCACAGAUGCAUUGGCCGCAUCAUCAAGAGGAGCCCUGUUCCUCAUCGUGCUCCAGGUAUCGACGAGAGCGCUCACCUUCGCCCUCAACCAAGUCCUCUUGCGAUUUCUCUCCCCGGCACUGCUAGGAGCAAGCGUCCAGCUGGAGCUCUUCAUCAUCUCCGCACACCAUUUCGCAAGAGAGUCACUCCGAGUUGCAUGUCAGCGGCAACCUCAAGGCGGAGAUCAGGCGGCCAUCAAUUUAUCAUACCUGUCCCUCGUCGGUGGCGUCCCUAUCGUGAUAGGCUUCGCACAAUGGUAUCUCCGGUCAGGAUUUCCGAAUGUUCCGUACUUCGUUGAAGCUCUCUGGGUAUGCCAAGUCGCCGCUAUGGUAGAGCUUCUGAGUGAGCCCGCCUUCGUCGCAGUACAGCAGAAUAUGCAAUAUGGCACGCGUGCUUCCGCUGAAGCAAGCGCUGUGGUGCUGAAGACAAUUGCUACCGCUGGGACCGUUUUCUGGAGUCAGUCUCGGGGCCUCGAGCUCGGUGCUCUCCCCUUCGCAGUUGGUGAACUGGCAUACUGCUCUACUCUCACUGCUGUUUAUAUCUGGAGAACGAUCCCGACAGCUACGAAGCAGAACUUCUCACUCCUACCGAAGAAGAUCGAACAGAGGUGCGUCGAUCUCAUAUCCAUCGAAACAUAAGUGUAAGUCAUGUUCUGACGAUGUCUAUCUAGACGUGGUCAAACUUUCAUAUUCUCCCGCUUCCCUCAGACGCUCGUAACCCUUUCUGUUGCUCUCUACGUCCAGACCGGAAUCAAAUAUCUCCUCACGCAGGGCGAUGUGCUUGUGAGCACGACGUUCGCUUCACUCGAGGACCAGGGGAUGUACGCUCUCGCUGCGAAUUACGGAGGUCUCAUCGCUCGAAUGGUAUUUCGACCGAUCGAGGACACUUCCCGCAAUCUGUUCGCUCAGCUCUGCUCGGGGACUCAGCCAAGAGCGCAGGAUAUCAAGAAAGCAGCUACCGUCCUCCGCGACACGCUACGCAUCUACUUAACUUUCUCCCUUGUUUUCGCGCUCGGGCCUACGGCAGCGCCUCUGCUUCUCCGCCUUGUAGCAGGCUCACGCUGGACCGACUCGGGCGCAGGCGACGUACUGGGUACUUACACGUACUGCAUCCCGCUUCUUGCGAUCAAUGGCGUGAGCGAGGCUUUCGUAGCGGCUACCGCUUCAACCGGAGACCUACACCGUCAGAGCAUCUGGAUGGGAGGCUUCUCUCUUCUCUUCGCUGGAAGCGCCUACGUCUUUCUGAAAGUCUUGGCACUGGGAGCCGAAGGAUUGGUGUGGGCUAACUGCGUCAACAUGGCGUUGAGAAUCAUCUUCAACCUCAGCUUUGCCAAGGAAUUCUUUGCGAGGCAUAAACAGGUAAAGUUCGCCCCAUUGCUAAGGUUUCGGACAAUGUACUGACCUUACUCUAGUCUUUCGGCCUGUCCGAUAUAGUCCCUACCCUACUGUCCAUCGGUGCCACAGGUGGAAUGUCAGUCCUGCUGGCUCAAGCAGGGCCAAAAGGUGACAAUCUGUUGCGAGAUUUGGUCACAGUUACCGGGUAUGGGCUUGCUUUUGUGACGCUCAUACUCGGCUUGGAGAGGCAGUUCCUGCUUGGUUGCAUACAGAGAUAUGCGCCGACGUCAAUUCGUAAUCGUGUAGGCAGGUGGAUGCCAUCCAGCUGA